AUUUACUAGGAAUAUCACAUUUGUAUAUUUACUGCCAAAUGACAUCAGAUAGCACAGAUCUACUUGAAUUUUGACAAAGCCAAUGACUAAGUUUUCGACUUAGUUUGUGUGAACGGUGAGAUAAGUUACUUUAUUCUUGACAACUUGCUCUUCUCUCUUAGCAGGGUACUGUGUUUAUGUAGAAGAUGGCUUUUUGGACUCGGCAAAUAUGCAUAUGGUGCUUGUCAGUGAAAACAAAUAGUGUUGCUAGUUCUGUUCAGCGACUGAGCAAAACUCGGAGAACAUGGACACAAUUGCAUGAGCUUUCAGUUCUAUCUUUUCUGGGUGCUGAUGAUAGCUUUCUUAAAAAUGGAUUAAAGGUUUAUGGAUCUGCAUCCUUGGGGAACCGUUUGCAGUCCACCAGCUCAAGUAAUGGACAGAUUUUUUCUUCAGAAAGUAACUUACUUUCUCCAGUUAACCACUACCAGCAUCAAGCAGAAGUAAUACCAACCUCAGAAGAAAAAACAUUUUAUGAAGAUUGGGAUGAUACACUGCCUUCAUCUGCUCUGGAUGAGAUCUCUGAGGAAGAAGCUGUGCAGAUUGUAGCUGAACCACCCCUUCCCCUUAGUUCCUUCACACUUCGAGACUAUGUUGAUCGUUCAGAAACACUGAGCAAAUUAGUGCUUUUGGGAGUUGAUUUAUCCAAAGUGGAAAAACGUCCAAAUGCGGCCCAACUCCUACUGAGACUGGAUUUUGAAAAAGAUAUACGAAAAAUACUUUUGUUUCUUAAAGAUGUGGGUGUAGAAGAUAAUCAGCUGGGGCCAUUCCUGACCCAAAAUCCAUACAUUCUUACUGUAGACAUGGAGGCUCUGGAGACAAGGAUGUUCAACUUGUCCCUCCUGCGCAUGCACCCCGCCAGCUCCUGCAGGCUCCUGCUGUGGCAGACGUGGCAGGCCUGCCCCUCUCCCUG
Molecule: messenger RNA, 949 nt
Organism: Pelodiscus sinensis (Chinese soft-shelled turtle)
Lineage: Eukaryota; Metazoa; Chordata; Testudines; Trionychidae
Source: RefSeq, a predicted model, not a curated record